AUGUCGUCCGGUAACUCUAACACGUCCUCGCCUGUCGAGAUUCCAGCCCCUCGCGGUUACCAAGCGUUAUCCAAUCCAACUCCCGCCAACGAUGAUGGGAUACGCUACUACCCCGAGCGCGGCGAUUGGAGCCCGCUAUUUGUGCCUAACGCUGAAACCCCUCGUGCGGCUGACAUCCCUGUCAAUCCGAUGUCCGGCCCCGAUCCUGAUCCGACUGGUGAGACCGUAAAUGCCCCGGUUACUUCGAUGGCUGAUUGCGACACCACUAUGGAAGCGGCCGUCCUCAACAAUGCUCCCGACUUCUCUCGUCCUCCACCUAUUCAGACCUUCCCAGCUCCCAUCCCUCUCCCUUAUGGGAUGGAGCUCAUCCAAACUGGCACCCACUUCCUUCCUCAAAAGGAAAAGUGGCAAAGCCUCUACGAUCCGGCCGGAAAGUUCGAUUUGUCCACGAUCCCGGAUGAGGUUCCCGUCCCUCGUGGGUUUAUUGAUCCCCAUCCCUUCUGUAACAUGCCUGUGUGCUGCGACCCCGUGUUCCAAAACCCGCCGCCUGGACUCGUUGUUCCUGCCGUCCAUCCACUCAUGGCCGCCAAUCUUCCGUCGCACGCUCCUGGCGCUCAUCCAGCUCCGGCCUCGACCUCUACGUCCGAUUCCUCGACCUAUCCGCCUCUCUCUGAGUUCCUUCACCAUGGCCACAAAGACGUCCAGGACCUUCUCUCCAAGAAAAAUUCGCCGCCAGACGCCACCUGCUUGUAUACUGAAGAAGACGUAAUGCGUAUUUUUGAAGGUAUUGCCCCUGAGUUCGUUUGGCUUUGCGAUGAUUUCCCUCCCCAUACUUUGAAUGAAUUUGACCGCCGUGUUAUGUUCUUUGAGAACAUGCAAUGGCACUUCAAGUGCAAGAAGUCCACCUACUUGUCGACCCGUAACUUCUGA
Puccinia graminis f. sp. tritici CRL 75-36-700-3 is the source of this 930-nucleotide messenger RNA. RefSeq lists its product as uncharacterized. The transcript is spliced from 7 exons. The record is from RefSeq and is a predicted model, not a curated record. Bases 1 to 930 code for a protein of 309 amino acids. NCBI's taxonomy places the organism in Eukaryota, Fungi, Basidiomycota, Pucciniomycetes, Pucciniales, Pucciniaceae.